Messenger RNA from Symsagittifera roscoffensis, 1214 nucleotides. Its product is annotated as putative mediator of RNA polymerase II transcription subunit 26. The coding region runs from base 231 to 1115 and encodes 294 amino acids. The record is from RefSeq and is a predicted model, not a curated record. The transcript has 4 exons. Lineage: Eukaryota; Metazoa; Xenacoelomorpha; Acoela; Convolutidae.
UUAUCUUUUGUAUCAAAAUUUAAAUUUAAAUUAGGCGAGGAUUCGGAGCUUGCACUGGGUGCGGUCGCUUCGCUUGCAGAGGUUGCGUCAGAUCCUGUUUCUGUCCAAUUCCAAACUGUCGAGGAGCUGCAACAGGGUGUCUUGGAUCCCCACCCUGUGUCCCUAGACCUUGGUGCGCUCCUCCCCCUUCCAAGAGUGUUUACUUAUUCUACCCCACUGAGCGAGAGGAGAUGUAUCCUCAUUUGGGAUAUCCUUGGGGAGAUCAACAGCAAUAUGACGGAGGCCAAAACCAGUCCCAAUCAUGGCAACAGCAAUCUCAACAACAACAGUAUCCAGGGCAUCAACAACAUCAGCAUCAUCAGCAAGGGUUUCCAAGGUACCAACAGCAAUAUCAAGGCUACGACCAGCAACAGGGUUACCAACAGCAGCAAGAGUACCAGCAACUACCCUCAUUCCAGCAACAGCAGAAACAGUCACAGCAGAAAAUGUCCCAGGGGAAUAUGGGAGCAUCUCAAUCAGGAAAUUUCCACCUAAGCCAUUCUGGAAUAAAUCUCCAGGAGAAUGACAAUGCGAGUAGUCAGGGGGGAUCGGCAAUAGCAGACCCAGCCAGCAUAGAAAAGUUGCACGACCCAGACGACAACUGUGACAUAGAGAAAUACCACGGCGAUUGUAUCCCAGAUUUAUUUGGGAAGAAGCCGAAGAGAACUCCACUUCCGAACAUGAAGAAACCUGCCAAGAAAGGAGGAGCGAAGUCCAAAGACGGCAAAAAUGCAAACAUGAGUCAAGAUGGUCAAAAUGGUCAAAUGUCUCAGCAAGGAUACCCAAACGGUCAAAGUGAAAGUCAAAAUCAAGGUGGUCAAAAUCAUAGCCAUACUCACGGUCAGGGAGGUCAAGGUCAAGGCACUGAAGGUCAAGGAGGUCAAUGUAGUCAGCCUUGCGACUGUCCCCCUGCUGCAUGUUGCAAGCCAGCGACACCGCCUCGUUUGGCGGAGAGGUUUUUUGCCUCUCGCGACGUGAACACUCUCUGGCACUAUAUAACGCAUUACACUCCUCCGCCUUCUACGUGCAGAACUGGCACUAUUUGCAGGGAUGGACAUUCUAAAAUGCACAGAUGAAAAUAACUUUUUAACAUAUCCAUAACAAGAUGUUGUUUGUGAGAUUAUACCCUCAUUGAAACUAGAGCCCAAGGAAUGUAUGCGUCCAUAAAAUGCAGA